Drosophila persimilis is the source of this 1077-nucleotide messenger RNA. RefSeq names its product cathepsin L1. Lineage: Eukaryota; Metazoa; Arthropoda; Insecta; Diptera; Drosophilidae. Gene Ontology annotation, molecular function: cysteine-type endopeptidase activity. The transcript has a single exon. Bases 4 to 1020 code for a protein of 338 amino acids. Gene Ontology annotation, cellular component: lysosome. Gene Ontology annotation, biological process: immune response. The record is from RefSeq and is a predicted model, not a curated record.
GCAAUGAAUUUGCCCCGGAGUUAUUUGGCCUUUCAUCUCCUUUUGCUUCUGCUCGGGAUCGCUUGCGCCACUGCCCGGGUGUCCAUGGCGGAAUGGAACGCGUUCAAGGAGAAGUACGGCAAGCGGUACAACUACAAUGACAACAUACGCCACUAUGGCAUAUACAAACGGAGAGCAGUGGAGGUCCAGGAGCACAACAGACGAUUUGCAGCGGGCGAAGUGGGAUACGAGAUGGGACUCAACGAGUUCUCCGAUACCAAGCAGAACCUGCUCGCCUUCCGAACGAAUGGCGCCGAGCCCGAGGCAGAUGCUCCCACACAAAAUCUGACGAUUCCGUCCAACUACAAGUAUUACGAUCAGAUAACGGACGGAAAGGACUGGAGGGAGUCGGGAUGUAUUUCGCCGGUGGGCAACCAGGGCACCGAGUGCCUGGCGUGCUGGGCCUUCGCUGCUUCGGGGGCCAUCGAGGCUCAUCUGGCACUGAAGAAUCAUCGGCUGGUGGCGCUCUCUCCUAAGCACCUGCUCGACUGUACGAACGGGCCCAGCGCCAAAUGCGAGGGCGGGUGGGUGAGCGUGGCGUUCAACUACACCAGGGACAAUGGCAUUGCCACGAAGGAGUCCUAUCCGUUCGUGCCAUUGAGUGAAGAGUGUCGCUACGACAAGUCAACUAGUGCGGGCAGGGUGCGUGGCUAUGUGACCCUGAGUAAUGCCGAUGAAAGGGAACUCGCCGAAGUGGUCUACAACAUUGGCCCCGUCGCCGUCUCGAUCGACCAUCUGCAUCAAUCGUUCCAGAACUAUAAGAGAGGUGUACUGAAGGAUGAAAACUGUAGAUCGGACAGGGCAUCGCUCCGUCAUGCCGUGCUGGUGGUGGGUUUUGGCACCGACGCCGAGUGGGGCGACUACUGGCUGAUCAAGAACUCCUAUGGCACAUCGUGGGGGAUAGACGGAUAUCUCAAGUUGGCACGUAACGCGGGAAACAUGUGUGGCGUCGCCUCCAUUCCCCAGUAUCCGCUCAUAUAACUCUGUCAUAUUUUAAAAUAAAAAAUGAAGAAUCAAAUAUACAUACGUACAAAUGUG